AUGAUUUUCGGAGUACUUUAUCUUUUGAUAAGCAUGACAAUGAUUGCUUCAAUUAAAGCGGGUAAUGAUGACGAUGAUAACGAUCUUGCUAAUUUGUGUGCUGUUAUAUGUGACAAAUGUUUACUUGAUGUAGAUUUGUGUGUUGAUUUGGAUAAAGCAAUCAGUAUAUGCCAUUCCCAUGGCUUUGGCUUAUUAAAUGGAGGUAGGAAAUUAAAAAUAUUAUUUAGAUUAUUGUUAGAUUAUGAUAUACUAGUACAUAUAUCAAAAGUAAUGCUAAAAUUCUGCUAG
Meloidogyne enterolobii is the source of this 288-nucleotide messenger RNA. The record is from the annotation of a GenBank genome assembly. Lineage: Eukaryota; Metazoa; Nematoda; Chromadorea; Rhabditida; Meloidogynidae.